Molecule: messenger RNA, 1655 nt
Organism: Cyprinus carpio (common carp)
Lineage: Eukaryota; Metazoa; Chordata; Actinopteri; Cypriniformes; Cyprinidae
Product: meiosis expressed gene 1 protein homolog
Cellular component (GO): nucleus
Source: RefSeq, a predicted model, not a curated record
CGUCGACGUAAGUUUAUAUUAAAAACAUUAUUAAUAAUACAUAUAAACACACUGUCGUUUAUUAUCAGAGCGUAAGACGUGUUCAGAGUGAAUCAGACUAGAUUCUUAGCAGUCAAAGUUCGUAAAUCCAGAAUAUUAGAAAUAAUGUCCUGUUCAGUUCUACUGGAUGAUAACGCCAAGCCGAAGUCCACGAGCCGAGCAAAGCAGUGGACAGGAGAGAUCGAGAACCUGUACAGAUUUCAGCAGGCUGGAUACAGAGAUGAGCUGGAGUACCGACAAGUCAAACAAGCCCAGAUUGACCGUUGGCCGGACACUGGGUUUGUGAAGAAGCUUCAGCGUCGAGAUAACACAUUCUACUACUACAACAGAAAGCGGGAGUGUGAAGAUCGAGAGGUCCAUAAAGUGAAGGUGUACGCGUACUGACAGCUCCUCGACCCUGCCAGCACUUAUGCCAUUUUCUAGUUUUAAGUUUUGUCUUUAGAAAAUGCAUGGUCAGAGUUAUCCUACUGUAUUCUUAAUGUAAGUCUUGGUACAAGUUCUGAAUAAAACAAAUGAUUUAAAUUAAAAAAAAAAACUCACACGAAUGUACCAUUUGGUGUUUCAUAUUUAAAAGGUGAAUAAAUAGGCAACCUUUCAUCUCUUUAAUAAAUUCUACAAAUGUAGGCUGGUACAUUUUUAGUGGUUUGCUCUUUUUAUCUUAGCUAUGCAGCACACAAUUGGAAAUGAGAGACUGUACGGCUCUAGCAGAACAUAAAAAUCUAAAAUUUCACUAAAACGAGUACUUUGGGUUGAGACAGUAAAAUAAUAAAACACAAUAAGACAAUAAAAAGACAAAAAAAACAAAAUAGCUUGUGAAUAUCAAUAUUAAUUCAGGGAAAUACGUUAAUUAUUGAUAAUCAGAAUAUAUGAAAAUAGUGUCCCCUUUUAUUGAGUAUGAUUGUGAAUUUGAGAUUUGUGCCUUCACUAAAUAAAUAAACAUAUAACGGACAUAGACUGUAUAAAAACAGAUAAGCGUGGCCCUUUAAGAGCGCGUCACUUCCGGUUUCAUGUAGCGAGUCGUCAUACUCAUAACUGAUCUUUUGAAGUCAUGCGGAUAAUGCUCCGAUCGGAAAACACCCCCGUGUGAUCAAAAAAAUCCCUCUGUUUGUUAUAUACAGAGCUGAAAACUAGUCUGGAGAUCAUUAUUGUCUUCCAUACUUGGGAUAACUCUUGACACGAGCUGCAUCCAGAAUUUUUGAGACAUUAUCCAUUAUCAUAAUGAAGAUUUGCAUCGGAUUGCAAGGUUACCCAACUGUGACUAUGUCCUGCCUCUGAAUCGCUUGCUGUGAGGAGCAAACCCAACCUAGAGAACAGCGGACAUGCACUGCUGUCCUCCGCUCCACAGGGGGAGCUGCUGGUAGAAGAUAUCAGUAAAAGGGUGUGUGCACUGCUCUGGCCAUGGAUGACUUCACUACACGCACCUAUGGCACCAGCGGCAUGGACAACAGGCCUCUGUUCGGGGAGACAUCUGCCAGGGUAAUGCACGUUAUAUUAUCAGGACCGUGAUUUUGUUAUUGAACAUCAGUUUUGGUUAGAAAAAUGUCACAUUGUAAUUGCAAUAGUAAAACAGAUUGUGUGUUGGAUUGGACAGAACAAUACCUAGAAGGAGUAUUGCA